This is a messenger RNA of Nilaparvata lugens (brown planthopper), 3242 nucleotides long. RefSeq lists its product as uncharacterized. Gene Ontology annotation, molecular function: protein tyrosine phosphatase activity. Gene Ontology annotation, biological process: protein dephosphorylation. Lineage: Eukaryota; Metazoa; Arthropoda; Insecta; Hemiptera; Delphacidae. Bases 12 to 3212 code for a protein of 1066 amino acids. The record is from RefSeq and is a predicted model, not a curated record. The transcript is spliced from 13 exons.
CUUUCAGCAACAUGGCAGAAACUAAACUGUUGUCAGUUCGUCUGCCGUGCAAAUCUGUAUUUGGAUGUGGUUGUAUGCUGUUUGUUGCAGCCUGUCUAUCAAUAUUUCAAGGCUGCGAAGGUGGUAUUUUGAAUAAACGAGACUUGUGGAAAGCUGGCUGGGAAGAGUGGCGGAGUGGAGGAAAGGACCGGCGGGAGGGGGUGGAGGGGCUGCUGAUGGGGGUGCGCGCCAACCUCAACAGGGAUGACAGUGACAGUGACGGCGACCAGCGUGCAAAGCAACACCUGCUCACUCAAUCUUACAAUGGUGGGAAGAUGGGAGAGGGUGUGGAGCGGGGGAGUGGCUCAGCACUGCAACUGCAACGAUCUUGGCUGCAGGCAACUGAUGAAGGCGAAGGCGGCAAGUGGCAGCUCUUGCUCUUCGCUCUCGUCGGUGGAUUAGGCCUUUCUGUUCUGAUUCUUGUCUGGCUGAAGAAUCAGAUGUCCCAAAAUUCGCAGUCGUCGAGUACGGAGAAGGAGGAGUUGGUGGGGGGUGGGGGUGGAGGAAAUGGGGGAGGGGGAAGUGGUGAUGAGGGUGCAGGGGGAGGUGGUGGUGCAGGGGGGAGUGGGGGCCAGUGGAUUUGCCACCCGGUCAUUCGACCCAUGACCACCGAGUCUCUACCCUCCACCUCAUCUACUGCUGUCAAGAGACAGUUGUCUAUAGGAUGUCGUGGCAUUCUGCCAGAGGUGAUGACGGGGCGUCACGCGGAGGGGGAGCCGAUUCGGAUCAGAGCGAAAGGCCUGCUGGAGAGGAGGGGUUCGAGUGCCAGCCUCACCAUCGACCUGCUCCAUCCCAGUCAGGAGAACCUCACUGUCACCCCCACCAGAGAAUGCACGGCCGAAGAGUAUUUGUUGUCAGUUGGCAAUGUUCUGAGUCGAAAACAGUUACGAGCUUGCUUGAAGGAUGUUCGAUCUCUGCAUCGUGAAUUUUGGGACUUGCCACUGAAUCAUCCAGAGAAGUUGACUGUUCCAGGAAGCGGCUCGAAAAAUAGAUACCGGACAAUCAUUCCGAAUGAAGCCACAAGAGUUCAGUUGCCGGAUACCUCUUCGUCUGGCACUGACUCCUUAACUGGUUACAUUAAUGCCAACUAUAUCAAAGGCUACGACGGCGAGGAGAAGGCGUUCAUCGCGACGCAGGGUCCGCUGCCCCACACAGUGGCCGACCUGUGGCAGAUGGUGUGGCAGGAGCGAGCGCCAGUCAUCGUCAUGUUCACGCGGCUCUGGGAGAAGUCACGUGCCAAGUGCGAGCCCUACUUCCCCACUGAGCUGCACUCCUCAGCCACGCACUCUGGCAUCACCAUCACUGUUGCCUCUAUCAACGUCAAGGACGGAUACACUGUGCGUCGCUUCGAUCUCACCAAAGGCGAAGAGUGUCGGCACACAAUUCACUUUUGGUUCGACUCGUGGCCCGACCACAAGACACCGGCCAACGCGCACUCGCUGCUCUGCUUGGCCAAGGAGGUGGAGAUAGCACGCUUCCUGCCCACGCUGCAACGCAGGCUCAGCACUAACGCAUCCGCCACCCCCGCCUCCGCCUCCACCCCCGGCCCAUCCCACUUCCUGUCGCCGCGCUCGCCCGACGUCAGUCCCAGUCCGCCCUCGCUCAAGGAGAUCAGUCCCGUUCUCAACUUUGGCCGUCUCGAAUUCAAGGACGACGCCGACACCGAAGCCGACGCUGUCAUCGCGGUCGAACAGGAAGAGCGCACCAGUCCUCAGCCGACACCUGACGACAUCUCCAGCCUCAUCACACUCAUGGAGAAGCAGACCGGCAGCACGAAGGACGACGCCUCCGACGCCAGUCCACGUGCCAUUGAAAUCAACCAGCAGCGCCAGUUCAACAGUGACGAGGGGGACAAGGUACGACCCAUCAAGUUCGGAUCACUGCCGCACGACAACCCCAAGUAUGCCGACAUCGACCCCGAAAACGCGCGCUCCAAGUCAGUCGAGAAUCCUCCCACCUGGAUCGAACCUUCCAAGGAUUUCAAUUUGUCUGCUGUCCAAAAAGACACGUUCGAGAAUAUUCCCACUGACAUAUUCAGCUUUGGCAAUCUGGACACGUUUACUUCAGAGCCGUCUCCAUCACCUUAUGAGAAACAGUUAUCUGCCAAAAGUAAUGAGACGACGACAGCGACAAGCCGGUUCCGGCUGCCGAGCGCGAGCGAGAGUGUGGCGGGAGAGGUGGCGGCGGCGGUGGCGGGGCACCGACUGUCGGUGGACAGUCCAGGGUACGGCGGGGUGGGGGCGGCGGACUCUUCGUUCGGCAGUCCGGCAUUCGGGGAGGUGGCGCCGUGGCUGCGCGCCUGGAGUCCCGGCCCGGGUCCGUUGCCCGGCAGUCCGCGCAGUCCGUCCUGGUCGGGCGUGCAGUGGGGCAGUGACGUGCCGAGGGGUCCCGCGCCGGCCGCCGGUCCGGUCGUGGUGCACUGCAGCGCCGGAAUCGGCCGCACCGGCUGCUUCAUCGCCAUCUCCAUCGGCAUCAACCAGCUGCUCGGCGAGAACAAUGUCGAUGUGCUCGGCAUUGUCUGCCGCAUGCGAUAUGACAGUCAAGAAAUAUUGCAUGACAAAAUUGGUUCUGGAAUUCCCUCAUGCGCCCUAACUUCGCCCUCCAAGGAUUUCAAUUUGUCUGCUGUCCAAAAAGACACGUUCGAGAAUAUUCCCACUGACAUAUUCAGCUUUGGCAAUCUGGACACGUUUACUUCAGAGCCGUCUCCAUCACCUUAUGAGAAACAGUUAUCUGCCAAAAGUAAUGAGACGACGACAGCGACAAGCCGGUUCCGGCUGCCGAGCGCGAGCGAGAGUGUGGCGGGAGAGGUGGCGGCGGCGGUGGCGGGGCAUCGACUGUCGGUGGACAGUCCAGGGUACGGCGGGGUGGGGGCGGCGGACUCUUCGUUCGGCAGUCCGGCAUUCGGGGAGGUGGCGCCGUGGCUGCGCGCCUGGAGUCCCGGCCCGGGUCCGUUGCCCGGCAGUCCGCGCAGUCCGUCCUGGUCGGGCGUGCAGUGGGGCAGUGACGUGCCGAGGGGUCCCGCGCCGGCCGCCGGUCCGGUCGUGGUGCACUGCAGCGCCGGCAUCGGCCGCACCGGCUGCUUCAUCGCCAUCUCCAUCGGCAUCAACCAGCUGCUCGGCGAGAACAAUGUCGAUGUGCUCGGCAUUGUCUGCCGCAUGCGAUAUGACAGGUAGCCGUCUAUGUCCGUACAAGUCAAUAUGACA